This is a messenger RNA of Amaranthus tricolor (Joseph's coat), 1542 nucleotides long. RefSeq lists its product as uncharacterized. The transcript is spliced from 3 exons. The record is from RefSeq and is a predicted model, not a curated record. The coding region runs from base 564 to 1301 and encodes 245 amino acids. NCBI's taxonomy places the organism in Eukaryota, Viridiplantae, Streptophyta, Magnoliopsida, Caryophyllales, Amaranthaceae.
AUAAUAACGGAGGAAGUAGUCUUUAAAGAUACCCAUUCAUAUUCUUCACUCAUCUCGACAUCUCCUUGAUUCCUCCAAACCAUCACCGACCCAAACUACUCCCGCCCUCCGCCUUGUGCUGUCUGCAGCCGUCGCUCAGUCACCAUCAACCGGCUGCCGCCUGAUUCAACAUCCACUUGUUGCCGCCUGCUUGUACUAAGGUGCUGAAAAUAAAUCGUACUUAGAAAAAUAAUUUGAAGAUUAAUUGCAAUUUCUGAACCUGACAAUUCCAACUUUACCCAAUUAAUCCCUCUUUUCAUUUUAACCCUAAUUCGAUCUGAAUCUUUGCUACUAUUUAAUCAUCCGAUUUCUCUGUCUCUGAUCGUCAUCUCCAGCGGAUAUUCGUGCGUUCGUAGAGUAUUGAUCCGCCUCAAUAAUCUCGAAGCUUCCUUUGAAGUCACUUUUUCAAUUUCUCAUGAACCCUUAAUUUAUUGUUUAUUCAAUUGGAAACCCUAAUUCAUGUUCUCCAAUUUUAUUCAAAACCUUUAAUUGUUUGCAUCUGAAUUGUCGGCGCUAUUGUGAAAAUGGAUUUGGAGACUGAGAACAGAAUAGCAGCAAUUUUAUUGAGGGAGGCUGCAGAAUUACGGCGACAAGCUCAGCAAGAUGGUGCUCUUGCUUAUCUACGCAAACCUACUGUCAGGGGUCGCCCUAAUUGUCGUUUUCUUACGGCCACCGUUCGUGGGAUUCAACAAGCUAAUCGAGCUGUGGAAGUGGAUGAAAUGUGGCGACUUCGGCAGAAAGAGAAAGAGCUGGAUGAUAAGCUUAAGGGUAAGUUGAGGGUUGAUCGCAGUGACAGUAGCAGAGAUAGAGAUAGAGAGCUGCAUGAAAGCCAAAGCAAGAGGCACGAUUCAAAUCCCUCAUGCUCAUCGAGAAAAAGACCAUAUGAAGAUGACUCCAAAGAGGAAGAAGGCUUGAGAGAUGAAGAAAUUGAGGAGUUUCUGCACUCAAGGGUUAAACGCGGAAGGGGUUCAAUAGGGUCAAGGAUGGAUGAAACUGGUCCGUAUCUCCCCAGAUCUUUAGAAUCUCCUGAUAAUUUAGCUUCUGACUACUCAAAGGAAGAGCAGCACCGCCGAGAUAUUGUUGGUCCACAGAAGCCUUCAUCUUGGAAAUGUAUUGAUUCUUCUGAUGAAUCAUCUGACGACGAUGAAAGGAAGAGAUCUAAGAGGAAGAGUAGUUCAGGAGGAUCAAAAAGAAAACGCUCCAAGAAGCAUAAGUCGAAAGAUAAGAAAAAGAAGAAAAAGGAUAAAAGAUACAAAGACUAACUUGCUAGGCUAAUUAGCAACUCUGUAACCCACAUUGCAAUUUCCAAAUUUAAUGUUCAUAUAUGUUUGUCUUGACUCCUUUCUUGCUAGCAAUAUUUUACAGUUGCACUUUCUAGUUUGGUUUCCAGUGUAUUGUAAUUUUAUAGAUACACUGGGUGCCAAAACAUUUGUUUAUUGGGAACAGCUAUGUGUGCAUAAUUGUUAUUUCGUCUCACUUAGUUCGUUACAUUUUCAAUUGUGA